Molecule: messenger RNA, 1774 nt
Organism: Brassica oleracea var. oleracea
Lineage: Eukaryota; Viridiplantae; Streptophyta; Magnoliopsida; Brassicales; Brassicaceae
Product: probable WRKY transcription factor 33
Exons: 4
Coding region: 120-1553 (477 amino acids)
Biological process (GO): regulation of DNA-templated transcription
Molecular function (GO): DNA-binding transcription factor activity; sequence-specific DNA binding
Source: RefSeq, a predicted model, not a curated record
AAACAAACAUAUACAUAACAUCUCUUUUUCCUCGUCUUCGCUCCCCCUUCUCCCAAGCUUUCCUAACUAACCACUUUCUAUAAAUAUCUGAAACUAGUCUUUCAUAAAUUAUUUUAUGUAUGGCUGCUUCUUCUCUUCUUACUAUGGACAAUAACAGAACCAGACAAAACAUGAAUGGUUCUGUUAAUUGGUCACAACAAACCUCAAGAGCAUCACCAGCAUCUUUAGAAGAUCUUGAGAUCCCACCAAAGUUCAGAUCUUUUGCUCCUUCUUCAAUCUCAACCUCUCCUUCCACUUGUUUCAGCCCCUCUGUUUUCCUAGAUUCCCCUGCUUUUGUCUCCUCCUCUGCUAACGUUCUUGCUUCUCCAACCACAGGAGCUCUGAUCACAAACGAAAGUGACCAUAAAAGUAUAACUGAGGAAGAGAAGACUAACAACAACAACAACAGCCUUAGCCUCUUUGAUUUCUCAUUUCAGACACAACCAUCAGGAGUUUCUGCUCCUACAACAACAACAAACAGUUCUGUCUUACAAUGGAGCCAAACAGAUACUCGUCCAAACAACAACACUCAUCAAGCUGUACCUUACAACGGAAGGGAGCAAAGGAAAGGAGAGGAUGGUUACAACUGGAGAAAGUAUGGACAGAAACAGGUUAAAGGGAGUGAGAAUCCCAGGAGUUACUAUAAGUGUACUUACCCGAGUUGUCCAACGAAGAAGAAAGUGGAAAUGUCUUUGGAUGGUCAGAUCACGGAGAUUGUGUAUAAAGGAAGCCAUAACCAUCCUAAACCUCAAUCCACUAGAAGAUCAUCAUCUUCUUUUUCAACAUUUCACUCAGGUGGACUUGAUCAUCAUGGUUCUUCUGAUUCAUUUGCUAUCCAGCAAGAAGAUAACGCUACUUCUGGUUCUCUUGGAGACGAUGAGUUAUCGGUUAUCAGCAGAGAGGAGGAAGAUUAUGGGAGUGAACCUGAAGCAAAGAGAUGGAAAGGAGAGAACGAGACAAACGGUGGGAGUGGUAAUGGAAGCAAGACAGUGAGAGAGCCGAGGAUUGUUGUGCAGACAACAAGUGACAUAGACAUUCUUGAUGAUGGUUACAGAUGGAGAAAGUAUGGUCAGAAAGUCGUCAAGGGGAACCCAAAUCCAAGGAGCUACUACAAGUGCACAACGACCGGUUGUCCAGUGAGAAAACAUGUUGAGAGAGCAUCACACGAUAUGCGAGCGGUGAUCACAACCUACGAAGGGAAACACAACCACGACGUACCUGCAGCUCGUGGUAGCGGUUACUCUACAAACAGACUGGCACAAGAUCCUUCUUCAGCACCAAUUAGACCAAAUGCUAUUGCUGGUCACUCUCAUUACACUACUUCUUCUCAAGCACCAUAUACACUUCAGAUGCUGCAGCACAACAACAACACUAAUGCUGGGCCUUUUGGUUACGCUAUGAACAACAACAUUCAAACGCAACAAAACAACUUUGUUGGGGGUGGGUUCUCUAUAGCAAAAGAAGAACCAAACGAGGAGUCUUCCUCCUCUUUUUUCGAUUCGUUUUUGUCCUGAAGACAAGGGUUUAACUACUUACUAGUGAUCAUGCUGAUACUCUACUAAAACUAUAUAGUCCUUAGAGAAAAUUAUUUCAUUUGUUGUUUUUUUUUCAUGGCUCAUGCGAGAGCUUUCACACGCCUGUAAUGUAAUAAUAUCUUUAGUUUUUUUCUUUGUACCAUAGAAAUAGAUAAAAGGUAUAAUAAAACCAAUCAAUCAAUGUUCACAUGUUUUCACUU